This is a messenger RNA of Dermatophagoides pteronyssinus (European house dust mite), 552 nucleotides long. Its product is annotated as ribonucleoside-diphosphate reductase small chain-like. The record is from RefSeq and is a predicted model, not a curated record. NCBI's taxonomy places the organism in Eukaryota, Metazoa, Arthropoda, Arachnida, Sarcoptiformes, Pyroglyphidae.
AUGCUGAAGGAAGCCUCCUUUUGGACCGCCGAGGAAAUUGACCUGUCUGCCGACUUGGACGACUGGGACGCGCUGAAGGACGGUGAGCGGCACUUCAUCAAGCACGUGCUCGCGUUUUUCGCGGCGAGCGACGGCAUCGUGCUCGAGAAUCUCGCCAGCCGCUUUUUGGUCGAAAUCGAAGGCAUGCACACAGAGUUCGGCGCGUUGCUCUACAACUGUUUGCAGGACCGCUUGCCGCAAGAACAGGCCUACGCGAUCGUCUGCGAGGCGCUCGACGUAGAGCGCCACUUCAUCACCGAGGCGCUGCCGGCCGGGCUGAUCGGCAUGAACGCAGACUUGAUGGUGCAGUACCUGGAGUGCGUUACCGACCGGCUGCUCACCUCCGUGGGCUACGAGCCGUUCUACGGCUCGCAAAACCCGUUCAGCUGGAUGGAGAUGAUUAGCUUGCAGGGCAAAACGAACUUUUUCGAAAAGCGCGUCGGAGACUACCAAACUGCCGGCGCGAAGUCGGAAAACCUGGACGCCAGUUUCGCAACCGACUGCGAAUUUUAA